CGAGAGCCGCCGCCGCCGCCGCCGCUACAAGCUGGUAGCGGUUUCUGCGUCGCCACCGCCGCCGUCGACCGGUGCCUGCCCGGCGCGCCCCUGACCGCCGCUCCCCACAACCGGCUAGUCAGCGCGCCGCAGAGCGGCCUCUGUGUCGGCCUCCGUGAGGGGGUCCCUCGGCCGUACCCUGAGCCUUGCUUUCUCGUGCUUCGGCCGCCCGCGUCUCCUCUGCCGCCUGCCUGACAUGAAAACCAAGUUCUGCAACGGGGGCGAGGCCGAGCCCUCGCCGCUCGGGCUGCUGCUGAGCUGUGGCAGCGGCAGCGCGACCCCGGCGCCCGGCGUGGGGCAGCAGCGCGACGCCGCCAGCGACCUCGAGCCCAAGCAGCUGAGCGGCCGGCAACCUCCGCUCGCGCUGCCCGCGCCGCCGCCCCCGCCGCUGCCGCUGCUCCCGCCUCCGACGACGACGCCGCCGCCUGCAGACGAGCAACCCGAGCCCCGGACGCGGCGCAGGGCCUAUCUGUGGUGCAAGGAGUUCCUGCCCGGCGCCUGGCGGGGCCUUCGAGAGGACCAGUUUCACAUCAGUGUCAUCAGAGGUGGCCUCAGUAACAUGCUGUUCCAGUGCUCCUUACCCGACACUGUGGCCACCGUUGGUGACGAGCCUCGGAAAGUGCUCCUGCGGCUCUACGGCGCGAUUUUAAAGAUGGUGUUUUUGAUAAAGCUGUGGAAUGUAAAGAGGUCCUGUAAUAAAGAGGGAUCCGAACAAGCUCAGAAUGAAAAUGAAUUUCAAGGAGCUGAGGCCAUGGUCCUGGAGAGCGUGAUGUUCGCUAUUCUUGCAGAGAGGUCACUGGGGCCGAAACUGUACGGCAUCUUCCCGCAAGGCCGCCUGGAGCAGUUUAUCCCGAGCCGGCGAUUAGACACUGAAGAAUUACGUUUACCAGCUAUUUCUGCAGAAAUAGCUGAGAAAAUGGCCACAUUUCAUGGAAUGAAAAUGCCAUUUAAUAAGGAACCAAAAUGGCUUUUUGGAACAAUGGAAAAAUAUUUAAAUCAAGUGCUGAGAAUUAAAUUUACCGGGGAAACCAAAGUGAAGCAGCUCCACAGAUUCCUCAGUUACAACCUGCCUUUGGAACUGAAAAACCUGAGGGCAUUGCUUGAGUCCACUCCAUCUCCAGUUGUGUUUUGUCACAACGACUGUCAAGAAGGUAACAUCUUAUUGCUGGAAGGGAGAGAGAACUCUGAAAAACAGAAACUGAUGCUCAUCGACUUUGAGUACAGCAGUUAUAAUUACAGGGGAUUCGACAUUGGGAACCACUUCUGUGAGUGGAUGUAUGAUUACACCUAUGAAAAGUACCCUUUUUUCACAGCAAACAUCCUUAAGUUCCCUACCAGGAAGCAGCAGCUCCAUUUUAUAUCCUGUUACUUGGCUACAUUCCCAAAUGAAUCUGAAAACCUCAGUAAUGAAGAAAAGACCAUUAUGGAGGAAGAAAUGCUGGUGGAAGUCAAUAGGUUUGCCCUUGCGUCCCAUUUCUUCUGGGGACUUUGGUCCAUCGUACAGGCCAAGAUUUCAUCCAUUGAAUUUGGAUACAUGGAAUAUGCCCAAGCGAGGUUUGAUGCCUAUUUUGACCAGAAGAGGAAGCUGGGGGUGUGACCGCCAGGAGGACUUCAUACACUCCAUCCCUGGACUUCACGGGGCGGCCGAGCCAGCGGGGCCCUCUGCUCGACUACUGUCCCUGCGGCAAGGAGCUAGGAAGUCUCGCUGCCGCACACAGAUGUGUAUGAUACGAAAGACUAUUAAAAUUGAGUAACAUUUAUUUCAUAUCUUGUUCUACGAUUUCACUAGGCCUCCGACAUGAGCGCGGGCAGCAGAAACAGUGCAAUAGCGCGGUAGUGCGGUAGCGCCGACCCAGCGUCCAGGGCGGGCCCAAAGCUCACAGUCGGACGCGCGGCCAGCCAGCAUGCGAGCACGGGGGCUUCUGGUUUAAUGUUGAUUUUUACAGGACUUUAAUUACCCUGCUGGUGCGCACUGGCCUGGCCCUCUGUAGGAAGCAGUGUGUAUAGACACUGCUCACUCCCAAGGGUGGUGGGGGACAGGACAGAUUGUGGCAUUGCUGGUGGCCUGCCCUCCCGACUCUGGAAGCUGCUCUUUCACCCUUUGGUCCAAACGGCUGAUGCUCAAGACCACAGACUCCGCACGACAGGUGCAAGCUGCUGCUGUCUCCACGCGACGAAUGUAGCCCCGGCGCCUGUGUGCGUUCUGUUGUACGGACAAGCCUCUCUCGCCCCACGCCCCAUGCCCCACCAAACGUGCUUCAUCAGCCCUGCCCUCGGGCUGGCGGCUGGGCCUGGGGCAGUGUGGGGGCAGCUGCCCCAUCUGCCUUCUCUGCCACGAUUCUCUCCAGCCUGGAGCUGGUGGUUCUGUGUCAGGGCUGGCUGCUCCAGGGUCCCUGGCACCUUGGUGUGCUGGGGGGGAGCUGGAAACCUUGGCCCGGGCUCUCAGUGGCAAGCCGUCCCUGCCCUCACCGCUUCCUGACACCUCAACGUCAUCCUGGUGGGAACCAGCAGCCUGUGAAAUGUUGGGGCGUGGAUAGGGUGUAGCUGUGAAGUUCGUUUAUGUUAACUGUCCUUUGGGAUAAAUGCCUUUUUCAAAACAUCUGAAAUCUUAUUUAAAUUGUUCUGUUCAUAUGUUUCUGCCACCACAGAGGUUGUACUAUACGAUCAAUGAAAAAAAUAAAAAUCCA
Messenger RNA from Pteronotus mesoamericanus, 2726 nucleotides. It is a transcript of the gene CHKA, whose product is annotated as choline kinase alpha. Gene Ontology annotation, cellular component: cytoplasm. Bases 236 to 1636 code for a protein of 466 amino acids. The transcript is spliced from 13 exons. Gene Ontology annotation, molecular function: ethanolamine kinase activity; choline kinase activity. Gene Ontology annotation, biological process: phosphatidylethanolamine biosynthetic process; CDP-choline pathway. Lineage: Eukaryota; Metazoa; Chordata; Mammalia; Chiroptera; Mormoopidae. The record is from RefSeq and is a predicted model, not a curated record.